AUGGUGCACUUAUAUCGUAUAGCGUCUAUCCCGGGCGAUGGCAUCGGGCCCGAAGUGGUCAGCGCCACGAUCGAAGUGGUCGAGAAGCUCGCCCAAACUCUCGGGAGCUUCAAAAUUGAUUUCACUCAUAUUCCAUGGGGAACAGGAUAUUACAAAGAGCAUGGCAAAUACGUCUCCGACGAUUGUCUUGACACGUUACGCAAGUUCGACGCCGGACUCUUUGGAGCAGUGGGCGCCCCAGACGUGCCAGACCACAUCUCACUGUGGGGACUCCUACUCGCCAUCAGAGGCCCCCUUCAACUCUACGCCAAUGUGAGACCAGUGCGGACAUUCCCAGGCACCAAGUGCCCCCUCAACACCGCCACUGAGGGGAUUGACUGGAUGCUUAUUCGUGAAAACUCCGAAGGCGAGUAUGCUGGUCAGGGUGGACGUUCACACGUCGGUCAGCCUUGGGAAGUCGCGACGGAAGUUGCCAUUUUUACGCGCGUAGGCAUUGAGCGCAUCAUGCGCUUCGCAUUCGAGACAGCCCAGUCUCGACCGCGCAAGCAGCUGACAGUCGUGACGAAGAGUAAUUCCAUGCGUAAUGGACUAGUCCUCUGGGACGAGGUCGCGGCGUCGGUUGCGAAGGAUUUCCCCGAUGUGACAUGGGAUAAGAUGCUUGUGGAUGCGAUGACUGUCCGCAUGGUGGGAAAGCCGCAGUCUAUCGAUACCAUUGUCGGCACAAACUUGCACAUGGAUAUUUUGUCAGACCUUGCAGCUGCUCUGGCGGGGUCGAUUGGGGUGGCUCCUUCGGCGAAUCUGGACCCGACGCGCAAGAAUCCAUCCUUGUUCGAGCCUGUUCAUGGUAGCGCGUUUGAUAUCACUGGAAAGGGCAUCGCGAACCCUGUCGCUACCUUCUGGUCAGCAGCCGAGAUGCUGACUUGGAUUGGUGAGAAGGAUGCGGCAGAUAAGCUGAUGGGAUGUGUCGAGAGGGGGGGCACGUCAAAUACCCAAGAGGUGGUCAAUGCCGUGUGCAGCGAGAUCGAGAAUUUGAGAAUAUAG
Messenger RNA from Penicillium maclennaniae, 1041 nucleotides. Its product is annotated as tartrate dehydrogenase. The record is from RefSeq and is a predicted model, not a curated record. The transcript is spliced from 3 exons. The coding region runs from base 1 to 1041 and encodes 346 amino acids. Lineage: Eukaryota; Fungi; Ascomycota; Eurotiomycetes; Eurotiales; Aspergillaceae.